CUUCUCCUCCUCUCCCCACCUCCUCCGCCGCUCUCUUCGUUUCCCCGCACCCCGGCCGGUGGCUGCGGGUGUAAAGGUCGGUCCGUGGGUCCGUUUGUUGUUCUGUCUGUCCGGCAGUCGGUCCGGCGGCGCCGCUCGCUGCCUGCCGGCCCCAUGCCCCUCGCUUAGCACCUCCCGCCCCGGCCAUGUCCGCCGCGCAGCUCUACACCAAGUACACUCGGGUUUGGAUUCCUGACCCUGAUGAAGUUUGGAGAUCUGCAGAAAUUAUCAAGGAUUACAAAGAGGGAGAUAAAAUCCUCCAUCUGAAGCUCGAAGAUGAAACCCUCUAUGAGUAUCCUCUUGACCUCCAAGGAAACGAGCUGCCUUUCCUACGGAACCCAGACAUCCUGGUGGGAGAGAAUGACCUGACAGCCCUGAGCUACCUGCAUGAGCCUGCAGUCCUCCACAACCUCAAAGUCAGGUUCCUGGAGUCCAACCACAUCUACACCUACUGUGGUAUUGUCCUCGUUGCCAUCAAUCCAUACGAGCAGCUGCCAAUCUAUGAGCAAGAUGUCAUCUAUGCCUACAGUGGCCAAAAUGGGGGGGACAUGGAUCCCCACAUCUUUGCAGUGGCUGAGGAGGCCUACAAGCAGAUGGCCAGGGAUGAGAAGAACCAGUCCAUCAUUGUCAGUGGGGAGUCAGGUGCUGGCAAGACAGUCUCUGCCAAGUAUGCCAUGCGCUUCUUCGCAACCGUUGGUGGCUCUGCCAGUGAGACCAACAUUGAAGCCAAAGUCCUUGCAUCAAGCCCAAUUAUGGAGGCAAUUGGGAAUGCCAAGACCACACGGAAUGACAACAGCAGCCGCUUCGGGAAGUACAUUCAGAUCGGCUUCGAUAAGAAGUACCACAUCAUUGGGGCCAACAUGAGGACCUACCUCUUGGAGAAGUCCAGAGUUGUGUUCCAGGCAGAGGAUGAACGGAACUACCACAUCUUCUACCAACUUUGUGCCUCAGCAAGUCUUCCAGAAUUCAAAGACCUUGGACUAACAUGUGCUGAAGACUUUUUCUACACUUCUCAGGGAGGUGACACAUCAAUUGAUGGUGUGGAUGAUGCUGAUGACUUUGAGAAAACCAGGCAUGCCUUCACUUUGCUAGGAGUGAAGGAGUCUCACCAGACAGCCAUUUUUAGGAUAAUUGCUGCCAUCCUGCACCUGGGGAACUUGGAAAUCCACGCAGAACGAGACGGUGAAUCCUGCAGCGUCUCGGACAAAGAUGAGCACUUGAACAACUUCUGUGGCUUGCUGGGGGUGGAGCACAGCCAGAUGCAACACUGGCUUUGCCACCGUAAGCUGAUCACCACAGCUGAGACCUAUGUGAAGAACAUGUCUGUGCAGCAAGUGGUCAAUGCCAGGAAUGCCCUGGCCAAGCACAUCUAUGCCCAGCUCUUCAACUGGAUUGUGCAGCACAUCAACAAGGCCCUGCACACCACCAGCAAGCAGCACUCCUUCAUUGGGGUGCUGGAUAUCUAUGGGUUUGAAACUUUUGAAGUGAACAGCUUUGAACAGUUCUGUAUCAACUAUGCCAAUGAGAAGCUCCAGCAGCAGUUCAACUCGCAUGUGUUUAAGCUGGAACAAGAAGAGUACAUGAAGGAAGAAAUCCCUUGGACUCUCAUAGACUUUUAUGAUAACCAGCCCUGCAUAGACCUGAUAGAGGCAAAACUUGGUAUCCUGGACCUGCUGGAUGAGGAGUGCAAGGUUCCCAAAGGCACUGACCAGACUUGGGCUCAGAAGCUCUAUGACCGCCACGCCUGCAGCCACCACUUCCAGAAGCCUCGCAUGUCCAACACCUCCUUCAUCAUCCUCCACUUUGCUGAUAAGGUGGAAUACCAGAGUGAGGGAUUUCUGGAGAAGAACAGGGACACUGUGUAUGAGGAACAGAUCAACAUCCUCAAAGCCAGCAAGUAUCAAAUGGUGGCAGACUUAUUCCAGGAUGAGAAGGAUGCUGCAUCCACCAGUUCUGUGGGAAAGGGAUCAUCCAAAAUCAGCGUCCGUUCUGCCAGACCUGUGAUCAAAGCUGCCAACAAAGAGCACAAGAAGACAGUGGGACACCAGUUCCGUAACUCCCUGCAUUUGCUCAUGGAGACCCUGAAUGCCACCACCCCCCACUACGUGCGCUGCAUCAAGCCAAAUGAUGAGAAGCUUCCCUUUAAAUUUGACCCCAGGAGAGCAGUUCAGCAGCUGAGAGCUUGUGGAGUGCUGGAGACCAUCCGUAUAAGUGCUGCUGGCUUCCCCUCCAGGUGGUCCUACCAUGACUUCUUCAAUAGGUAUCGUGUUCUUAUGAAAAAGAGAGACCUCUCAAAGACUGACAAGAAGCAGAUCUGUCAGACCCUCUUGGAAGACCUCAUUAAGGAUCCAGACAAGUUCCAGUUUGGACGUACCAAGAUCUUUUUCCGUGCAGGCCAGGUGGCAUAUCUGGAGAAACUCCGUGCAGAUAAAUUCAGAGCUGCCACAAUCAUGAUCCAGAAAACUGUGAGGGGCUGGCUCCAGAGGGUCAAGUACCAAAGGCUGAGAGAAGCUGCACUCAUCAUCCAGCGCCACACACGGGGGCACCUGGCGAGGAGACUUGCUGAGCACCUGAGGAGGACAAGAGCUGCCAUCAUCUUCCAGAAGCAGUACCGGAUGCUGCGGAUCCGCCGAGCUUUCCAGAGGGUCCGCGGUGCCACCAUCACUAUUCAGGCUUUUGCUCGGGGCAUGUUUGUCAGGAGGAUUUAUCACAAGAUCCUCCUGGAGCACAAAGCCACCAUCCUCCAGAAGCACACCCGGGGCUGGCUGGCCCGCACCCGCUUCCGACGGCUCCGUGGUGCCGCCCUUGUCCUGCAGUGCUCCUACCGGCGCAUGAAGGCCAGGCAGGAGCUGAAGGCUCUGAAGAUUGAGGCCCGUUCAGCCCAGCACCUGAAGAAGCUCAACAUUGGCAUGGAGAACAAGGUGGUCCAGCUUCAAAGGAAGAUUGAUGAGCAGAACAAAGAAUACAAGCUCCUGAAUGAGCAGCUCUCUACCCUUGCCUCUGCCCACUCCUCUGAGGUGGAAAAGCUCAAGAAAGAACUUGUACAAUAUCAGCAGAGCCAGCGGGGUGAAGGCAACCAGCUUGUCAGCUUGCAAGAAGAGAUGGAGGACCUCAGGCUGGAGCUGGAGAAAGCUCGUGGGGAGAGGAAGGUCGUGGAAGACAGCUACAUCAAGGAGAAAGAUCUGCUGAGGAAACGUAUCUCUGACUUGGAAGAGGAAAAUACUCUCCUGAAGCAGGAGAAAGAGGAGCUGAACAGCAGGAUCCUGUGUCAGUCUGAAGAUGAAUUUGCCCAAAACACACUUGAGGAAAAUAUCCAGAUAAAAAAGGAACUGGAAGAGGAAAGGUCUCGUUACCAGAACCUGGUAAAAGAGUAUUCAAGGCUGGAGCAGAGAUACGACAACUUGAGGGAUGAAAUGACAAUUAUAAAGCAAACACCAGGCCACAGGAGGAACCCAUCCAACCAGAGCAGCUUGGAGUCUGAUUCCAAUUAUCCAUCCAUCUCCACCUCUGAGAUAGGAGACACUGAGGACGUGAUACAAGAAGUGGAGGAGGUGGGGAUGGAGAAAGCAGCCAUGGACAUGACCCUCUUCCUCAAGCUCCAGAAGAGAGUCAGGGAGCUUGAGCAGGAGAGGAAGAAGCUGCAAACCCAGCUGGAGAAAAAGGAGCAAGAGAGCAAGAAAUCCCAGGUAAAUGAAACAAAGACUGAAGUGACUUCAGACCAUGAAGAUUUUGCAUAUAACAGCCUGAAGAGGCAAGAGCUGGAGUCAGAGAACAAGAAGCUAAAAAAUGAACUGAAUGAGCUGAGGAAGGCUGUAGCAGACAGAGCAACCCAGAAUAAUUCAUCCAAUGAUAUUCAAGAGAGUUACAACCUCUUACUGAACCAGCUGAAAUCAGCCAACGAGGAGCUGGAAGUGAGAAAAGAAGAGGUGCUCAUCCUGAGGACACAGAUAAUGAAGGCAGCCCAGCAAAAAGAGACAGGGAAAAACAUGGAGAAGAUCAGCACCAAUGCCAGCUGGCCAAACAGUGACAAGCACAUUGAUCAGGAGGAUGCAAUUGAAGCCUACCAGGGGAUGUGUGAGACCAACAGGCUGCUGGAAGCCCAGCUCCAGGAUCAGAGGAGAGAGCAUGAGGAGGAGUUAGAAGCUCUGAAAAAUCAAGUGGAUGAACUGCAAGAAGAGAUGGAGAAACAGCACCAGGCUUUCCUGCAGACCCUGCAGCUCUCUCCUGAGGUCCAGGUGGAGUUUGGACUUCAACAAGAAAUUACACGACUCACCAAUGAAAACCUGGAUCUUAAAGAAUUGCUGGAAAAGUUGGAAAAGAAUGAAAGGAAGCUGAAGAAACAGUUGAAGAUUUACAUGAAGAGGGUCCAAGAUUUUGAAGCAUCCCAAGCCCCAGCCCCAGCAGAGAGGAGGUGGCACGAGCGUAGCAUGCAAGCUGCUGUCCAGAGGAAGGAGAAGGAUUUUCAGGGAAUGUUGGAAUAUCACAAAGAAGAUGAACCACUCCUCAUCCGAAACCUCAUCACAGAUCUCAAGCCCCAGACAGUGUCUGCUACAGUUCCCUGCCUUCCUGCCUACAUCCUCUACAUGUGCAUCAGGCAUGCAGAUUACAUCAAUGAUGACCAGAAAGUGCACUCCUUGCUCACCUCCACCAUCAAUGGGGUUAAGAAAGUCCUGAAGAAACACAGUGAAGAUUUUGAGAUGACCUCGUUUUGGUUGGCCAACACCUGUCGCCUCCUGCACUGCCUGAAGCAGUACAGUGGGGACCUGGGUUUCAUGACACAAAACACACCAAAGCAGAACGAGCACUGCCUGAAGAACUUUGACCUGACCGAGUACCGCCAGGUCCUCAGCCACCUCUCCAUCCAGAUCUACCAGCAGCUCAUCAAGAUAGCAGAGGCCAUCCUCCACCCCAUGAUUGUGUCUGCAGUGCUGGAAAACGAGAGUAUCCAAGGACUUUCAGGUGUCAGACCCAUGGGCUACAGGAAUCGUUUCUCCAGCAUGGCAAAUGGCGACAGCUGCUACACCUUGGACUCCAUCAUUCGCCAGCUCAACACCUUCCACAGCAUCAUGAGUGACCAUGGGCUGGACCCAGAGAUUGUGCAGCAGGUCUUCAAGCAGCUCUUCUACAUGAUCAAUGCUGUGGCCCUCAAUAAUCUCUUGCUGAGGAAGGAUGUCUGCUCCUGGAGUACGGGAAUGCAGCUGAGGUUUAACAUCAGCCAGCUGGAGGAAUGGCUGCGUGGCAAGAACCUGCAGCAGAGUGGAGCAGCACAAACCUUGGAGCCCUUGAUUCAGGCUGCUCAGCUCCUGCAGCUGAAAAAGAAAACCUCAGAAGAUGCUGAGGCCAUCUGCUCCUUGUGCACCUCCCUGACAACACAGCAGAUUGUGAAGAUACUGAACCUCUACACUCCUGUGAAUGAGUUUGAAGAACGUGUGACAGUUGCUUUCAUCCGAGACAUCCAGAUGCACUUGCAAGAACGAAAUGACCCUCCACAGCUGCUCUUAGACUUCAAGCACAUGUUCCCUGUGAUGUUUCCCUUCAACCCAUCCUCCAUAACCAUGGACUUGAUUCACCUCCCUGCUUCUCUCAACUUGGAGUUUCUCAAUAGAGUCUGAAGGAAGUCCAGUGAAGCCCACCCACCCAGAAACCUCCAGCAAAGAAAAGAAAAAUGGUGAAAGGAAAUAAAUAUGGACCAAAGAGGUUUCUGGAAGAACCAAUACACCGAAAUAAAUGGAUGCUAAACUGCGCAGUUAAAAAAAGAGACUGAUCUGUAUGUGAUUUUGGGGUUUUGGGGGGUAAUUUGCAGCUCAGAAAUAAGGAUACUUGAAAUGUAGAUUUAUUUUUUACUCUAUCAUUUGCUGUUGCCAUAGUUCAAAGCCCAGAACCACUACCAGGGAAGAAUGGUGAGUGGGAGACAAUUUCCUUUCAUCUUCAGUGGUGUCGAUGAAGAAAUAACAGUUAAAUCAAAAGCAAAAUCUGAGUCACUGAGGCUGCCU
Calypte anna (Anna's hummingbird) is the source of this 6032-nucleotide messenger RNA. It is a transcript of the gene MYO5B, whose product is annotated as myosin VB. Gene Ontology annotation, cellular component: myosin complex; vesicle; cytoplasm. The transcript has 39 exons. The record is from RefSeq and is a predicted model, not a curated record. Gene Ontology annotation, biological process: vesicle transport along actin filament; actin filament organization. Gene Ontology annotation, molecular function: microfilament motor activity; ATP binding; actin filament binding. Lineage: Eukaryota; Metazoa; Chordata; Aves; Apodiformes; Trochilidae. The coding region runs from base 186 to 5651 and encodes 1821 amino acids.